GACUUAAGUUUUUUUAUUUAUCAUGAAAUUUAGAGAAAGUUGUAAAUUAUUGUUUUCAUUAAUGAUUACUUAUAUACUUUUAACCACAUUCAUAAAAUGUCAGAGAAAGGCAAAAUAUUACAAGUUUCAAUCUACUCUAAACCCUCAUCAAAGAAAAAUUUGCUUGACACUUGAUCAAACAUUAAAAGCUCGUCACAAAACAUGUUUCCUUCGUCCUGAUACCGGGCCAUGUAGAGCUGAUAUUAUUCAAUGGUAUUUUGAUGUGCGUCAAUCAAAAUGUUACCGUUUUUUCUGGGGAGGCUGUCAGGGUAAUGGUAACAGAUUUGAGUCCAAACAAGAUUGCGAAAAUUAUUGCUAUUUGAAUAAAACAAAUUCUCAUAGUGUAAUUCCACACUUUUGUUCACUCGCAUUUGAAUAUGGAAGCUGCUUUGGGUACUUUAAUCGUUGGUCUUGGGAUCCCUUAACUAAAACCUGUAGGAGACGGCUGUAUUCAGGGUGUGGAGGAAACCAAAAUAACUUCCAGAGUCGAAUUGAAUGUAUUUCAACAUGUUUAAAUCCUCCAAAUAAUACCUAUGAAAAAAGUCAUAUGCUUACAACUUGUAUUCCAAUAGUUAUUCAGGAUAUUCAUUAAACAAUACAAUAUUAAUGUUGAGUAAUAAAACAAUAUAAAAGUGUUCUAAAAUUUUAUUACAUAUUUAUUGUGAUUGUGAUGUAGAUUGAAGAAA
Molecule: messenger RNA, 725 nt
Organism: Nymphalis io (European peacock)
Lineage: Eukaryota; Metazoa; Arthropoda; Insecta; Lepidoptera; Nymphalidae
Product: tissue factor pathway inhibitor-like
Exons: 4
Coding region: 23-631 (202 amino acids)
Molecular function (GO): serine-type endopeptidase inhibitor activity
Source: RefSeq, a predicted model, not a curated record